AUGAUUAACUCAACGAAUCAAGACUUUCCGCUUCCACCACAUCAGUCUCACUCUUCUUCCGGCUUAGUGGUGCUGUUCGGAGUCAUGGCGUCAGUUGCAUUUGUGAUCGUGGUGGUCGCGACAGUGUGCUACUGCCUAGACCACCGCGAACAAGCUCGUCCACGCGUCGAGCAAUAA
This is a messenger RNA of Arabidopsis thaliana (thale cress), 177 nucleotides long. RefSeq lists its product as uncharacterized. The coding region runs from base 1 to 177 and encodes 58 amino acids. The record is from RefSeq and is marked reviewed. Lineage: Eukaryota; Viridiplantae; Streptophyta; Magnoliopsida; Brassicales; Brassicaceae. The transcript has a single exon.